UAUUAAUGAGAUCCCCCCUCAGUCUCCUACAGACUAAACAGCCUCAGUUCCUGCAGCCUUUCCUCGUAAGGAAGAUGCUCCAGUCCCCUGAUCAUCUUGGUGGCCCUGCGCUAGACUCUCCAGCAGUUCCCUGUCCCUCUUGAUCUGGGGAGCCCAGAACUGGACACAGGAUGAGGCCUCACCAGGGCAGAGUAGAGGUUAUUCAGAAGUAUUUCUCAUGUCAGCAGAAGGCUCAACCGUCACAGUUCGUCUCGUUCGAUCUUUCGAACACCGGAAUUUCAGACCCGUGGUGUAUCAUGGAGUUAACUUGGAUCAGACAGUGAAGCAGUUUGCUACUUUUGUGAGGAAGGAUGUGUCUUCAAGAACAGGACUUCCUCCUCCUUUUAAAAAUUACAAGUAUGAUACAAUGAAGAUUAUUCACCAAGCGCACAAAUCUAAGACUGGUGAACUUGUAGUGAGUUUGGAAGAUGAUGACAAACUGAUUUUGAAAGAAGACAGCACGCUGGAAGCAGCGGGAGUAGCAAAUGAGACGGAAUUAGCAUUCUUCUGUGAGGAAGAUUACAGAAACUACAAAGCUAAUCCUGUUUCGGCCUGGUGAAGAUCCCAAGAGAUUGUUUUGUUUUCCCAUACCUGUUGUAAAUUUUCCUUAUUCUGCUUAAUGAGAUUUUUCUUAAAGAUCAAUAAAUCCUAGAGGAUUGCUUUUGCAAACAGUGCAAUUCCCUUCCUAUAGAAAUUAAUUUCUGUCAAGAUGCUGAGACCGAGAGAAGGAAAACUGGGGGACAGAAGUGACUUUUUUCUGUCUUGCAUUUCUUUUGCCUUUGCUUGCCUCUCACGUUGCAGGCAGUGCAAUCCCUGACCUGUGUACACACGUUCUUGGUGUGAUCCUACAGCAAACAUUGCCUACAUAUGGAGAUUACACAAUGCACAGUAAGAUCCCGUCACAGUGCCAACUUCUAAUGAAAAUGGAAAGGUUUUGUGGGCAAAUCGCUGGAUGUUUUAGAGAGCUUGAGAAGAUAAUCUGUUUCAAGUCAUAGCUUUACUUCUCAAAUUUUAUGUUUGGUCUCUUUUGUUUAAAUGGUGCAGACUGGCAAGUGUUUCAUGCACCUCACUGGUGAAUGCUUUCCUUUGUACUCUCUUCAAGCCCUCUUUAGCAUGCUGAAAGGGACAGAAGACUGGGGAGGCUUUUGUGUUUAAGGACCAGCUCGCCUGUUUCUAGCUUUGCUUCAUGGAGAUACUUUCAUAUAAGAGGUAGCAAAGGAGUGCUGCCAGGACAUCAAUGUGCAUAAGUAGGAACUGGGCAUUUUUCCAAAUGGAGUUUUAAGGAUAAAAUCUGAAUGAUUCUAUGAUUUUUGUGAGGAGAGGGCACAUCUUCAAGACUGGAACGGAUUGUUUCCUGCUUUCUAAGAGACAAAUAGUCUGUUGCUAUAUGUUAGGGUUUUUUUGGUAAUUCCAGGCUUUCCUACUACAUUAACCAAAUCAAGAAUAAGAGAAAAUAAUU
Messenger RNA from Colius striatus (speckled mousebird), 1498 nucleotides. RefSeq names its product chromosome 11 C2orf76 homolog (gene C11H2orf76). The transcript has 6 exons. Lineage: Eukaryota; Metazoa; Chordata; Aves; Coliiformes; Coliidae. The coding region runs from base 218 to 598 and encodes 126 amino acids. The record is from RefSeq and is a predicted model, not a curated record.